Messenger RNA from Vicugna pacos (alpaca), 4718 nucleotides. NCBI's taxonomy places the organism in Eukaryota, Metazoa, Chordata, Mammalia, Artiodactyla, Camelidae. The record is from RefSeq and is a predicted model, not a curated record.
AUUGCUUGGCCACAAAUACUGCAUUCCUGACGCAGCGCGUCUUUGUGAAGAGAGCAUGAGGGUGUGACACAGAUGUGUGAGUGUGACUGCUCUCUCUGCUGAUAGCCAACUCUGUGACAUCUGGUAAACCACUUAGCCUCUCUCAGUUUUAGUUUUCUCAGCUAUAAACAGAGAAAAUAACACCUGUCUCACAGGGUAUCUCUCUGGGUUGUCAAAUGAAGUGUGUGUCUAGCUCACAGCUGACAUUCAAUGAAUUCUUAGUAAUAGUAUUAGUAUUCUGUGUUUACGCCUUUCUCUUCCACUGGACCAUGAGCUCCUGGUGGGCAGGGACUUACUCGUUUCUGUAACCAUCCCCACCAAGCACACUGCCUGGCACUUGGGCUCCACAAAAGUUUGUUGAAUGAAGAGUUAGGAAGCCCUAAUCUAGCCUUUUCUCUCUGUUGGACAUCUGGCUUGUUUCUAAACGUUUCACUAUUAAUGAAUUACACUUCAAAGCCCUCCUAUUUAUAUUGACUCGUUGGAGCUGCACACCCUGUGAAGGAGGUGGAAAGGGGCUAUUUGCACAUGUUCACACCCUGUGAAAGACAGAGUGGCUGAGGAAAGUGAAGUGACUCCUGCGGGUCACACUGCCAACUAGUGAUAAAGUUAGAACACCUGGCCCUACCCCUCUUCCUUGGAUGGAUCGGUACCAGGGUGGUCUCUCCAAAAUUGGAGACUGCGAUGGCGGGCCUGAUCUGAGAGCUGCACAUGCACCCAGAGGCCCCGCUGGAGGUGAGGAGCCUCCCAGGUGGCCCUCUGAAUCUCCAGAAAACCAAAUGCCUUAUUCCCAAACACAUCAGGGCCUGUAUUUUCCCAGAGCAAGGUGCUUCUUAGGAAAGAGCCAGCAUGCCAGCUUUUCUUUUCUUUCUUUCUUUUUUUUUUUUCCUGCCUGAGGGGGUGAGGAGGCGAGCUCUGAGUUGUCCAGGAGGAGGGACUUUGGCUAAAAAUAGCUAUGGCGUGUGGAUCAGCCUCUAGUGGUACCCAGGACUGAUGAGGGGAGGGGGAUGCUCUAGAGCUGUCGCCAGACUGGUUGCUGUGGAAACAGGAGAGGAGCAGGGGAGCCUGGGAAGUGGGGAUGACACAGAUAGCAAGUCCUAGUCAGAGCUGCCGCUACAUUUAGGAGACACAGCGGUGCCUGCGGCUCCCACCCUCCAAGAGGGCUGGGGUGGGGGGGCGGUGUCAGGGGCAUGGACGCUACCCCUCAGGGGUCUCUGCUGCCGGCUACUCUCCUCUCCACAAGCUCCCCUCCAGGCCCCGCGCCGCCGCCGCCCGGGCCGUGACCUCGCCCGCCGCCGCCGCCAUGGCGCAGGAGAACGCCGCCUUCUCGCCGGGGCCGGAGGAGCCGCCGCGGCGCCGCGGCCGCCAGCGCUACGUGGAGAAGGACGGCCGCUGCAACGUGCAGCAGGGCAACGUGCGCGAGACGUACCGCUACCUGACCGACCUCUUCACCACGCUGGUGGACCUGCAGUGGCGCCUGAGCCUGCUCUUCUUCGUGCUGGCCUACGCGCUCACCUGGCUCUUCUUCGGCGCCAUCUGGUGGCUGAUCGCCUACGGCCGCGGCGACCUGGAGCACCUGGAGGACACGGCGUGGACGCCGUGCGUCAACAACCUCAACGGCUUCGUGGCCGCCUUCCUCUUCUCCAUCGAGACGGAGACCACCAUCGGCUACGGGCACCGCGUCAUCACCGACCAGUGCCCCGAGGGCAUCGUGCUGCUGCUGCUGCAGGCCAUCCUGGGCUCCAUGGUGAACGCCUUCAUGGUGGGCUGCAUGUUCGUCAAGAUCUCGCAGCCCAACAAGCGCGCCGCCACGCUCGUCUUCUCCUCACACGCCGUGGUCUCCCUGCGCGACGGGCGCCUCUGCCUCAUGUUCCGCGUGGGCGACCUGCGCUCGUCGCACAUCGUCGAGGCCUCCAUCCGCGCCAAGCUCAUCCGCUCGCGCCAGACGCUCGAGGGCGAGUUCAUCCCGCUGCACCAGACCGACCUCAGCGUGGGCUUCGACACGGGCGACGACCGCCUCUUCCUCGUCUCGCCGCUCGUCAUCAGCCACGAGAUCGACGCCGCCAGCCCCUUCUGGGAGGCGUCGCGGCGCGCCCUCGAGAGGGACGACUUUGAGAUCGUCGUCAUCCUCGAGGGCAUGGUGGAAGCCACGGGAAUGACAUGCCAAGCUCGGAGCUCCUACCUGGUGGAUGAGGUGCUGUGGGGCCACCGCUUCACGUCUGUGCUGACCCUGGAGGAUGGCUUCUACGAGGUGGACUAUGCCAGCUUCCACCAGACCUUUGAGGUGCCCACACCCUCGUGCAGCGCCCGGGAGCUGGCUGAGGCCGCCGCCCGCCUUGACGCCCAUCUCUACUGGUCUAUCCCCAGCCGGUUGGAUGAGAAGGUGGAGGAGGAGGGUGCAGGGGAGGGGGCAAGUGAAGGGGCUGGGGCUGACAAAGAGCAGAAUGGCUGCCUGCCACCCCCAGAGAGUGAGUCCAAGGUGUGACCAGUUUCCUCCAGACCCCUGUGGUGGGGCCAGACACAGGUAUCUCGGGAGCUGGGUAUCGGAGGUGGAGGAAGCAGGCAAGGUCCCUGGGGAUGCACCAAAGAGAGCCCCCUCAGAAUCUCAGGUCUAGGAUCCAACAUGGAAGGGAGGGAUCCUGAUUUCAAAAGAAUAGAGGGUGAGAUGGGUGAACUUACCAGCCUGUCUGUGUUUGACCUUCACAUCUGUUCAUGGGUCGAUGAAUGGGCAGGAGGGUGGACCUACGUAGGGUCCGUGGGAAGACGGAAGCAGAGGGAGACAGCAGGUGGAUAGGUCAAUGGACCAACAGACAGGUGGUGCACUCUGGGCUGCCGCUAACUCACAGAGCAUCUCUGUGCAAAUUCUAAAAAGGCACUCUUUUCCUCCAGACUGACAACACCUCAAACCAGAGUGUAUGGCUUGGGGAGCAGGGUGUAGGCUGGAUUUUAGUCCCCACUCACCUUGUCAGCCAGCCGGCCUGUGUGUGGCACACCUGUCUCACUGGACACAGUAGCCAAGCUGACCCAGAGGAGAGAAGGCUGGACAGAGGCGGACAGAGAUAAGGCGGGUGCCCUCCCAGCUCCACCCCCACCGCUGCAACAGGCUGAUAGGGAGGGCGAAAGGCUGCAGGGGCGGCCCAGCCGUGUGUGCCAGGAAACAGGCCACGUGGGAGAUGCCUGAGCUGGGGCCCCAGGAGAGGGAGACUGGGGUGGCUCUUUUCUGACUGUGGAGGGAGAUCUCAUAAGUACCACUGCAGAGGCAGGAGGGGAGAAAGAAGUUCUGAGGAUGAAGAAAGGCCCGGGGAGAGCUGGGACACGGCCCUCAGCAAAGCAGAAUUAGUCUUAGGGCACAGUGAGAAGGAGUCACUCAGAUGGUUCACUGGGUGCCCACUGAGUACAGAGCACUGACCCGGGCGUAUGUCGGGAGGACAGUCAGAGCCCCGAUUCCUAUCCUCGGAGUGGAGUGAAUGUGGGAAAGACAGAAGUACGCCUGCAGCAACUGUUUCAAACUGAGAGUGUGGGCGAUCUCUCGGAGCAGGGGGUGGGAGAGUUUGGUCAUCCGAAAGCUAGGGAUUGAGUCAGACCUAGAGACUGACGGAGCAGGCGGUCAUGAACUUGGGUGGGCCUCACAGCCACCGGGAGGGCUUGGAACACAGGUGGCUGGGCCCUGCUGCCAGAGUUUCUGACCCCAUAGGUAUGGGAUGGAGACCAAAACUUUGCAUUUCUAACUAGUCACAGGUCGUGCUCACGCUGCUGGAACAGGGACCAUGCUUUGAGAUGCCCCGCCCUAAGCAAAGACCUGGAGGUCCUGUCAGGAAGGGGGGCAUGCCAGGAGAGGCUGAGGCUCCUUGGGGAGGAGACUGAGAUAUCAUGGGUGGAGAAUUGUCGGGGAUGGGGGGCAAGGGGACCCUGAAACCCAGGCCGAAGAGUUUAACUCUGGACCCAGGGACUCACCCGUCAUUGGAAAUAGGGUGUUGACAAGAGGACAAGAUGGCGUUUUGGAGACAAGCAGGCAAGACAGCUAGGACGGAGCCGUCGGAAGGCCUUCGGGGGAGCCCCGCGGGGGCUGGGGGGGAGCCGAAACAGGGAGGACAUCAGUGGCAAAAGGUGGAAUCCCUCAUAGGAUUUAAGAUGCAGGAUUAAAUGUGGGAGAAAACGUGAGAGAGAAGUGAGGAGUCCGGACAUCCGGAUGUGGCAGUGGCCUGCUACCUGCCCAGCUAGGACAAGAGCCCCAGAGACAUGUUCCCGUGCCACGUGCACUCCUUGCUGGUGUCAUCCCAGGCACCAGGACAACCUCCCAGGAUGGUAACGGGAGACAAGGGGUGGAGGGAAAGGGGACCUGAGGCUGAGAGAGAAGCGUGCGCACAGGCGGACACGCCCUUCGGCAGCACUGGCCCCGCAGUGACCGUCCCUUGGCCCUGGCUACCCCCACUCCUGUCCUGUAAUGAAAGUCUGAGCCUGGUGAGGGGAAGCACCCCAGAGUGCUCCAUUCCAGACUGGGAAGCUGGGGUCCUGUGGGACGCUGUGCCUUCUGGAAGCAGGAAAGGGGGCCAUGGAGGGAGCCAACACCAGCUUGUGUCCACUCAGAGAGGUCACCCUUUGCCUCAGGUCACAGGGUCACCUGGGUCACCAGCAGUCAAAGAUGAGGCCCCUGAACCCUGGCGCUGGCUGUUCUCAAAAGA